AUGGCACCCGCCAAGUCCUCAAAGAAUGUUGCACGGACAGGGAAAGACCUUCGCUCUUUCUUCGGUGGUGCUGGAGGAGACAUCAUCCACAAGGCGACGACCAAGUCCGACCGUACGAUGAUGGUAGACAGCGACGAUAUCUCACCGAAAAAGAGUCUCAAACGCAAAAAUAUCGUUAUCUCGAGCGAUGAGGAGGACAAUUCUGUCGCGUUGCCGUCGCCAAAGAAGAAAGUAGCCGUCGCUGCGAAAUCUGCACCGAAGGUAGUUUCCCCGGCUUCGACAUCGAAAGUGGCUGCAUCGAAGGCAGUCGCGUCAGCAUUGACUUCAAAAACUACCGCACCGAAGGUAGUCGCGUUAGCGUCGACCUCAAAAGCAACUACCUCGGCAAGCAAGGCCAAAACGAACGGAAAGGCGCCUGUUAAAUCGAAGAAAUCAAAGGACGGUGAGUUUGCGGUGGACUCUUACGAGGAUGAAGCGGAGGAGAGUGAAGAUAACUGUGAGGACGCCAAACCGCCCGCCAAACCCUUCAAUUGGGCUGCUGCAAAAGCCGCAAGGUUAGCUGGACCGUCCGCCCCUGGUUCGAAACAGGUCCCUGAGGCGAAAUCACCCAAUUGUCUUGAAGGCCUAGCUUUUGUCUUCACCGGAGAACUCAAUAGUUUCUCCAGAGACGAAGCAACCGACUUGGCAAAGAGAUUUGGAGGGCGCGUCGUGGGGCAACCUUCCUCAAAGACAUCAUUUGUUGUCCUGGGUGACAACGCCGGUCCUGCGAAACUCAAGGCAAUCAAAAAACACCAACUCAAAACACUGUCCGAGGACGAAUUCCUUCACCUAAUCGCCACUCGCCAAGGACCCGGCGAACCGGGUGGUGAGGUACUGGACGAGAAGACCAAAAAGAAGAUAGAAAAAGAACAGGCUACGAUCAAACAGGCUGCAAGGGAGCUCGAACGGAGGGAGAAACAAGCGUCGAAGGAGGCCGAUAAAUCAAACAGGUCCAAAACUGACGUCUCAAAUCAGCUGUGGACUACAAGAUAUGCUCCCCAGUCAUUAAAGGAUAUCUGCGGCAAUAAAGGACAAGUAGAGAAACUACGACAGUGGCUCCAUGAUUGGUCAGACAGCCUUAAAUGCGGUUUCAAAAAACCGGGGAAACAUGCUACAAACGUCUACCGCGCUAUGAUGAUAACUGGCCCACCUGGUAUAGGCAAGACCACGAGCGCGCAUCUUUGCGCUAAGCUCGAAGGCUUUACGCCUAUCGAGCUUAAUGCAAGCGACGCGCGCAACAAAAAGUUACUCGAGAGCGCUAUGAACAUCAAUAAUCUGUCGUUGGAUGGAUGGAUGGGGGGAAAUGAUGCUACGAACGCAGCAGGAGUCAGAAUCACGGACAAGACGUGUCUCAUCAUGGACGAAGUCGAUGGCAUGUCCGCUGGCGACAGGGGUGGCGUUGGCGCUCUCAACGCCUUGAUCAAGAAGACAAAAAUCCCUAUUAUCUGUAUCGCUAAUGAUAGAGGCGCUCAGAAGUUGAAACCACUCGUCGCGAACACAUUUAGCCUACCAUUUAAGCGCCCUGAGGCUCAAGCUGUCCGGUCACGCAUAAUGACAAUCGCAUAUAAGGAGAAUAUGAAACUCCCCGCCAACGUCGUCGAUCAGCUCGUCGCCGGAUCGCAGUCGGAUAUCCGACAGGUUCUGAAUAUGCUGUCUACAUGGCGGCUAUCCGGUAGUAGUAUGGACUUUGACGAGGCGAAGAACCUUACAAAGAUAAACGAAAAGUACACCAUCUUGACGCCGUUCGACGUGACAAACAAAAUUCUUAGUCCGUACGCGUUUGGGCCGAACGUUCGAGAGACACUGGGCGACAAGAUGGAAUUGUACUUUCAUGAUCAUUCGUUUGUCCCGCUUUUCAUCCAGGAAAAUUAUUUGAAGACUCAACCUGUCAAGGUUCGGAACCUCGAAGGCCCUCCGAAGAUGUUGAAACAACUCGAGUUAAUGGAUCAAGCCGCAUCUUCUAUCUCUGACGCCGAUCUUGUCGACGCUCUGAUUCACGGGCCAGAACAACAUUGGUCGUUGAUGCCUUUGCAUGCGGUAUGUUCGAUGGUGCGGCCCGCUUCAUUCUUGUUUGGUCCGGGUGGCGGAUAUGGCGGCCAAAACCCAAUGACAUUCCCUCAGUGGCUAGGACAUAAUUCCAAACAGAAUAAGCUCAACCGGCAACUAGGAGAUGUUCAGGUCCGAAUGCGACUUAAAGUCUCUGGGGACAAGCAUGAGAUCCGACAGUCGUAUAUCCCUGCACUAUUCCCUCACGUCAUCAAGCCACUGAUCGACGUAGGUGCUGCUGCUGUCGAUGAAGUCAUUGAACGGAUGGAUGAGUAUUACCUUUCCCGUGAGGAUUGGGACACUGUUGUUGAGCUCGGCGUGGACGCGCAGAAAGAUGAUAUUGUUAACAAGCUCAUUAAGCCUGCAACCAAGACAUUGUUUACAAAGAGGUAUAAUAGCACGGAUCAUCCAAUACCCUUCCACAAAGCAACGGACCUCGGGAAAGCACCCAAGAAACUCUCAGGUCCCGCGCCCGAUCUAGAUGAUGUUUUCGAUCUGGAUGAUCAAGUCGUUGAUGCGUCUGAUGACGAGAAGGGGAAAGUAAAGGAUGAGGAUGAGCUCGCUGCUGAUAAGUUGUUCCGGGCUCGUAAGCCCAAAACUCGUAAGACGACUACGGUGAAAGGGAGGAAGACACGGGAUUUCAUGUGA
This is a messenger RNA of Suillus subaureus, 2733 nucleotides long. RefSeq names its product replication factor RFC1 C terminal domain-containing protein. The transcript is spliced from 18 exons. The coding region runs from base 1 to 2733 and encodes 910 amino acids. Gene Ontology annotation, molecular function: DNA binding; ATP binding; ATP hydrolysis activity. The record is from RefSeq and is a predicted model, not a curated record. Gene Ontology annotation, cellular component: nucleus; DNA replication factor C complex. NCBI's taxonomy places the organism in Eukaryota, Fungi, Basidiomycota, Agaricomycetes, Boletales, Suillaceae. Gene Ontology annotation, biological process: DNA repair; DNA replication.